GAAGUGAAGCUGCUCCGUGACGGGGUGGCGGUGCGUGCGGUAGAUCCCGGAGCACCCAACUUUUUUGUAGAAAAGUACCGCGUCAGGUCGGCGCUGCAGGUGAGGCUACAAUUGCUGGUCUGGCUAUGGCCCUUUCUGUGGAGACCGAGUCGCACAUCUACCGAACUCUGCGCACUGCCUCUGGGGCUGCAGCUCACCUUGUGGCCCUGGGCUUUACCAUCUUUGUAGCUGUAGUUGCCAGGCCUGGCUCCAGCCUGUUCUCUUGGCACCCUAUGCUUAUGUCUUUGGCUUUCUCCUUCUUGAUGACCGAGGCACUACUGGUGUUCUCUCCUGAGAGCUCACUGCUGCGCUCCCUCUCAAGGAAGGGUCGGGUCUGCUGCCACUGGGUGCUGCAGUUGCUGGCCCUGCUGAGUGCACUGCUGGGCCUGGGCCUGGUUAUCCUUCACAAAGAACAACUUGGUAAAGCCCACUUGGCCACACGGCAUGGGCAGGCAGGGCUGCUGGCUGUGUUGUGGGCAGGACUGCAGUGUGCAGGCGGUGUGGGGCUGCUGUAUCCCAAGCUGUUACCCCGAUGGCCUCUGGCAAAGCUCAAGCUAUAUCAUGCCACUUCUGGGCUGGUAGGCUACCUGCUGGGUAGUGCCAGCCUCUUAUUGGGCAUGUGCUCCCUGUGGUUCACUGCCUCUGUCACUGGUGGGGCCUGGUACCUGGCUGUAUUAUGCCCUGUUCUCACCAGCUUGGUAAUCAUGAAUCAGGUGAGCAAUGCGUACCUGUACCGCAAGAGGAUCCAGCCAUGAACUCUUCCCAAAGAGAAGCUAGAUUUGUUCCUCACAAUAGGUGCUGGGGCUGGGGACCUUCUGGACUGUCUUUGCUAACUGCAUCUGGGGACACUUCAGGCACUGGGGCAGUCAAGGGCAGGAAUCUAGUAUGUGAUGUGACAUUUUUGUCCCUCAUGUUAAGAGUGCUUCUUUUCUUUGUCUCUCCAUCCCAGAGGAGCAUAUGGGUCAUGUAUCUGGAUGAAACUGGGGUUGCUGCCUCCCCAGCAAUGUAGUUCAUACUUGUACUGGCACAUCCAGAAAUUACCGAGAGGAAAAAAGAAAAUAAAAAUUAUAUGAAAACA
This is a messenger RNA of Octodon degus (degu), 1117 nucleotides long. Its product is annotated as cytochrome b561 domain-containing protein 2. The record is from RefSeq and is a predicted model, not a curated record. NCBI's taxonomy places the organism in Eukaryota, Metazoa, Chordata, Mammalia, Rodentia, Octodontidae. The coding region runs from base 126 to 794 and encodes 222 amino acids. Gene Ontology annotation, molecular function: transmembrane monodehydroascorbate reductase activity. The transcript has 4 exons. Gene Ontology annotation, cellular component: endoplasmic reticulum.